AUGGUGAUCAUCAUCACGAUUACCAUUGUGGGUAACCUCCUGGUCAUCAUUGCUAUCGCACGCACCUCACAGCUGCAGACUACGACGAAUAUCUUCAUCAUGUCGUUGGCAUGUGCUGACCUCAUUAUGGGAGUGCUGGUGGUGCCACUGGGUGCCACAAUUGUAGUAACUGGGCAAUGGAAACUCAAUAACACUUUCUGUGAGUUAUGGACAUCAGUUGAUGUUUUAUGCGUCACUGCCAGCAUAGAGACUCUAUGCAUCAUUGCAGUGGAUCGGUAUAUUGCGAUCACACGGCCACUGCGGCAUAAAGUGCUUCUGAAUAAGUGCAGAGCUCGAAUUAUUGUUUGCAUUGUGUGGAUAGUAUCGGCUUGCAUCUCCUUUAUCCCCAUAAUGUACGGUUUUUGGCGUAGAGACCCUAAUGAUGAUGUAGCAACUGCAUGUUAUAGUGAUACAAACUGCUGUGAUUUCAUAACAAACAUGACCUAUGCCAUCAUUUCAUCAGUGGUUUCAUUCUACAUCCCACUCUUCAUCAUGAUUUUUGUAUAUGCACGUGUGUUUCUCAUUGCCACACGACAGGUUCAGUUAAUUGACAAGAACCGUCUGAGGUUCCAAAACGAGUACAUGGGAAAUCAGGUACAGCCACCGACCAUUGGCAACAAUAACUUGCCAUCUAUGUGUAAUAACGUCGGAGGGAUGACAGCAAAGAGGAAGAGUUCUCGAAGGCGACCUUCCAGAUUAACUGUAAUCAAGGAGCACAAGGCCCUCAAGACACUGGGCAUCAUCAUGGGCGUCUUUACGCUGUGCUGGCUGCCUUUCUUUGUGGCGAACAUCAUCUACGCGUUUGUACCACAAGACAAGUACUUUUUCCGUCUCUUAAACUGGUUAGGCUAUAUCAAUUCCGGACUCAACCCUAUCAUCUACUGCCGAAGCCCAGAGUUUCGUACAGCCUUCAAAAACCUUCUUGCCUGUCCAUGGAUUCCCUCGAUAAAAAUGAACUUCCUUUACAAGGAGUUUCAGAUUCGCUGUCCCUGCUUCCUAGGGUCUGCAGAACCGGGAAUGUCAGGAUCCUUUCAGAAGCCCCCCACAUCUCCAGAUGCACUGCCUGAAGACGGGAGCAGCCAGAGCAGCUACAGGAGUGAGGAGCCAUCACCUGGACCACCACACUCCAACGGCAGCACCUUCUUCAGUGAAAUCUCUGAACCUGAGACAGAAUUCUCUAAUCUUCAGGAGCAGGAUGGCUGAGAGUGCCAAGCAUGGCUGAAAGAAAAAGACACUAAGGGAAGAAACAGGGAAAAGAACUGACCUACGUCACAGUUGGCUGGACUUCCUCGGCAGAGACCACAAGGGCCCAGCAAAACAUCUAUAAAGCCAUCAGGGGAGCCAGCUCCAAAAAUGUAACACAGAAGAGUGAAAAGAUAUGACCAUAGAGAGACAAACACUGAGAGAAUGAAAUCAAACAACACAAGAGAACGACAGAACGAGUACUGCUCAUGAAGGAGUAUAAGAUGGAGAACUGCAUAGCGAACUGGAACGAUCGCCUUCAGCCCAGUUUGGUCCAGUUUGUUUGGCAGAAAACAAAUUAGACCUGUAGGUCCUCCAACAUGUGUUUUCAGUGCUAUGUUCUGAGUAUGGACUUCUUCAAAUGUCAAGUGGACACAGUUGCUCUGUAAAGACUUUCCAUGCACAUUCUGUGUCUGUGUGUGUGUGUGUGUUUUCAUAAAAAGUAUAGAUUUUGUACAAUUUCAUGUGCUAAAUUAUUAUUAUUUAUUUUACUCCCAAUAUUUUAGCUGUGAAUUUAUCAAAUGCUUGCCACAUCGUUAUGUUUGAGUUGUACAUGUUAACACUUCAGUAGUCCACUGAAUUUUCCAGUCCAGCCACCUCAGUAUAAGCUACUAGAUUUCCCACUUUAAAAAAAUUAUAAGAAACUCUAAAGAAUAUUUUAUAGCAUUAUGAAAGUUUUAAUAACUUGAAUUGGAACCCUCUAAUUUGGUUGCUGUGUAAAUAAAGGGACAUUUAUAUGACAC
This is a messenger RNA of Danio rerio (zebrafish), 2024 nucleotides long. It is a transcript of the gene adrb3a, whose product is annotated as adrenoceptor beta 3a. Gene Ontology annotation, molecular function: G protein-coupled receptor activity; G protein activity; alpha2-adrenergic receptor activity. Lineage: Eukaryota; Metazoa; Chordata; Actinopteri; Cypriniformes; Danionidae. The record is from RefSeq and is marked provisional. Gene Ontology annotation, biological process: G protein-coupled receptor signaling pathway; adenylate cyclase-activating adrenergic receptor signaling pathway; adenylate cyclase-inhibiting adrenergic receptor signaling pathway. Gene Ontology annotation, cellular component: membrane; plasma membrane.